This is a messenger RNA of Salarias fasciatus (jewelled blenny), 1053 nucleotides long. It is a transcript of the gene cbln1, whose product is annotated as cerebellin 1 precursor. NCBI's taxonomy places the organism in Eukaryota, Metazoa, Chordata, Actinopteri, Blenniiformes, Blenniidae. The transcript is spliced from 4 exons. Gene Ontology annotation, molecular function: protein binding. The coding region runs from base 204 to 779 and encodes 191 amino acids. Gene Ontology annotation, cellular component: glutamatergic synapse; synaptic cleft. Gene Ontology annotation, biological process: maintenance of synapse structure. The record is from RefSeq and is a predicted model, not a curated record.
GGGAAAAAAGAACAGGUGAAACUGGGAACCCGGUCGGAGAUACGGAGGCAGACGAGACAAUUUCUUCCCCCCACAAAAGGAGGAGAGACUCCUGAGAAAAAAAGAAAGAAAGACUCCGACACGGAGUUUCCAGUAGAAGAGGGGACCGGGCCCGCGCUCUGAGGUGUGAAGACGUGUGAAGAAGUUGACGGCUCCGGUUCGGCAUGUUGGCGUUUUGCCUGCUGAGCGCCGUGUGGCUCGCGGUGAGUCCGGCUCGCGCUCAGAACGAGACGGAACCAAUCGUCCUGGAGGGAAAGUGCCUCGUGGUGUGCGACUCCAACCCCACCUCGGACCCCACGGGCACGGCGCUCGGGAUCUCGGUGCGCUCCGGCAGCGCCAAGGUGGCGUUCUCCGCAGUCCGGAACACCAACCACGAGCCCUCCGAGAUGAGCAACCGGACCAUGGUCAUCUACUUCGACCGGGUUCUAGUAAACGUCGGGAGGAAUUUUGACGAGGAGAGAAGUAACUUCAUCGCGCCACGCAAAGGGAUUUACAGUUUUAACUUCCACGUAGUGAAAGUCUACAACCGCCAAACUAUACAGGUGAGUCUGAUGCACAACGGCUGGCCGGUGAUUUCGGCGUUCGCUGGCGACCAGGACGUGACGCGCGAAGCUGCCAGCAACGGCGUCCUGAUCCAGAUGGAGAAGGGUGACCGGGCCUACCUCAAACUGGAGAGAGGAAACCUAAUGGGAGGAUGGAAAUACUCCACCUUCUCUGGCUUUCUGGUUUUCCCCAUGUAGAGAGGAAGAAGAGAAGAAGGAGGAGGAGGAGGAAGAGCGGGGGUGGAAACAAAGGAGGAAGAGCUGGUGGAAGAUGGAAAGUAUAAUGAAGACGGGAGCGAGGUAGAGGGAGGAAGACGGCGGCUUGGAAAGGAGAAAGAGACAUGGAAACGGUGGAGGAGAAGAACAAGAAGAAAUUUGACAACAGACUUCUGUUUUGGACGCUGCAGAGGAAGAAAUGAUGAGGAAGGAAUAGAGAGAAUUAGGAUCAUGACGUGAAACGAUUACACAAGGG